This is a messenger RNA of Dictyostelium purpureum, 483 nucleotides long. RefSeq lists its product as uncharacterized. Gene Ontology annotation, cellular component: nucleus. The transcript has a single exon. Lineage: Eukaryota; Evosea; Eumycetozoa; Dictyosteliales; Dictyosteliaceae. Gene Ontology annotation, biological process: regulatory ncRNA-mediated heterochromatin formation. The annotation marks the transcript as partial. Gene Ontology annotation, molecular function: siRNA binding. The record is from RefSeq and is a predicted model, not a curated record.
UCAUCAUCAAACGAAAAAAGUAAUGAUAAUGAUGAACCAUUAAAAAAAAAGAAAAAAGUUGAACGUCAAUAUGUUAAAGGUAGCGAAUCAUCCCAAAAUCAUGUAUUAUAUGUUUUUGACCAUUUUAUUUCAAAAUCACCAGCCAAAAAAAUUAUAAUUGUAGCCCAUAGUUUUGGUGGUGUAAACACAUGUCAUCUUUUAGAUAAUAGAGCAGAAAAAAUUGAAAACCGUUUAGCAGGGAUUGCUCUAACCGAUAGUGUUCAUUCAAUUUCAAGUAAAUCAAAUCAAUUUACCAAAUCUUUCUUUGGAAAUCAAGAUAAAACUAUAAACUUUAUUCGUAGUGAAGAAGAGGUUGGGACUGAUUUGGGUUUCUCAAAACCACAAGGUUGUAGAAUAGCUUCUGCUGGUCACACUAUUCACGAAUUUACUUCAGCUUUUUGUAAAGUUCCUUUAUUUAAUUUUAUUUUGAAAAUUAUUAAAUAA